This is a messenger RNA of Mandrillus leucophaeus (drill), 564 nucleotides long. Its product is annotated as keratin-associated protein 1-3. Bases 1 to 564 code for a protein of 187 amino acids. The transcript has a single exon. The record is from RefSeq and is a predicted model, not a curated record. Gene Ontology annotation, cellular component: keratin filament. Lineage: Eukaryota; Metazoa; Chordata; Mammalia; Primates; Cercopithecidae.
AUGGCCUGCUGUCAGACCAGCUUCUGCGGAUUUCCCAGCUGCUCCACCAGUGGGACCUGCGGCUCCAGCUGCUGCCAGCCAAGCUGCUGUGAGACCAGCUGCUGCCAGCCACGCUGCUGUGAGACCAGCUGCUGCCAGCCAAGCUGCUGCCAGACCAGCUUCUGUGGGUUUCCCAGCUUCUCAACCAGUGGGACUUGUGGCUCCAGCUGCUGCCAGCCAAGCUGCUGUGAAACUAGCUGCUGCCAGCCAAGCUGCUGUGAGACCAGCUGCUGCCAGCCAAGCUGCUGCCAGACCAGCUCCUGCGGAACCAGCUAUGGCAUUGGUGGUGGCAUCGGCUAUGGCCAGGAAGGCAGCAGUGGAGCUGUGAGCACCCGUAUCAGGUGGUGCCGCCCAGACUGCCGUGUGGAGGGCACCUACCUGCCUCCCUGCUGUGUGGUGAGCUGCACACCCCCAUCCUGCUGCCAGCUGCACCACGCUGAGGCCUCCUGCUGCCGCCCGUCCUACUGUGGACAGUCCUGCUGCCGCCCAGUCUGCUGCUGCUACUCCUGUGAGCCCACUUGUUGA